Erigeron canadensis is the source of this 480-nucleotide messenger RNA. RefSeq lists its product as uncharacterized. Gene Ontology annotation, molecular function: fatty acyl-CoA hydrolase activity. Bases 1 to 480 code for a protein of 159 amino acids. NCBI's taxonomy places the organism in Eukaryota, Viridiplantae, Streptophyta, Magnoliopsida, Asterales, Asteraceae. The record is from RefSeq and is a predicted model, not a curated record. The transcript has 3 exons.
AUGGAGAAAAACACAAGAGAGUAUCUGAAAGUAACCCAACAAGAUACAGAAUGGAUUACCCGACUCAACAUCUCCCCGCGACAAAAUGAGUACUCAGACACAUUCUAUGAUUACUUUUCACUAAAGGGUAUACGAGUAGAUACAUUGCAGCCCGGUUCCAUAGCUUGCUCCUUCACAGUUCCAUCGCGCCUUACUGAUAGAAAUGGAGAUUUGGCAGUGGGUGCAAUUGCAAAUAUAGUAGAUGCAAUUGGUGGUGCUAUGGCGUACGAAAACGAUGCACCUAUGAAAUUUUCGGUGGAUAUGUCUAUUUCUUAUCUUUCUAAGGCCAAGCUCAACGAUGAAAUGGAGAUUAGUGCAAAGCUUAUAGGUGGAAAAGGGGGAUAUGCGGGUACUCUUGUCGUUCUAAAGAACAAAUUAACCGGAGAAAUUAUUGCUGAAGGACGACAUUCGUUAUUUUGUAACCCGGCGAGUAAACUGUAA